Molecule: messenger RNA, 2732 nt
Organism: Morone saxatilis (striped sea-bass)
Lineage: Eukaryota; Metazoa; Chordata; Actinopteri; Moronidae
Product: beta-1,4-galactosyltransferase 3
Exons: 7
Coding region: 1294-2550 (418 amino acids)
Biological process (GO): carbohydrate metabolic process
Molecular function (GO): glycosyltransferase activity
Source: RefSeq, a predicted model, not a curated record
GUGCGACAUUGACUCUGCUCACUCUCUCUCUCCGACACUGUGGCUCAUCGUCCGUCCGCUCGCCAUCAACUUCAUAACAUAUAGGAAAUACGGAGGAGGGAGGGGGAAUAUCGGCGGCUAACAGCUACUAAACCAACCCAAAGGUUGCCUGCAAGACGGAGCCGUGCUGCAGUGAUUGGUUCAGCUCCUGUCCAUCCAGUGAGUCUGGUGGCGACCAGCCCAGUGAGCUGCUAGGUGUCUAAUAGCGGUGGAUUGCAUCAUUAUGAGACAAUAGCAGUGGGGAUCAAAACUCUCCCUCCUCCUCUCUUCCUCCGUCUCCUCUCCCAUUGCUCUGUUGAAACCCUCCCCCUAACAAAUACACAGUCACACAAACACACACACACACACACACACACAUGCAACCCUCUGACCACUCCUCCCACGCUGGUCAUGGUCCACUCCCCCUGUCUCCCCAGCCAGUCAGGCAGUGAGUGGAUGGAGGCUGUGUAAUCCCCUGAAAAGUAUAGGGCCUAUACGGCUGCAUAUGCUCCCUUUUGUCAUGGCGGCUGUUAUUGUUGCAGAGGCCUCCCUCAGGAGAGAACAUGAGGGAGAACAGAAGGCAGCAUAAAGCUCACAAAGGGAGGAAGAGGGAGCGAGAGAGUGAGUGAGUGAGAGACUCUGACAUUGGCAUUUAUUUGACCGCAGGAGAAUGAACUUCACGAGGCAACGGAUGGAAUUUAUUGGGGGUGAAACCACAUGAUGUGGGACUGGCAUUACCACCCUACGCCAAUCACAAAUUGGACCGACAGUCAACUUUGGAGAUAUUUGCCACAUAGUGACCUGCAGCAAGGAAUGCAGUGAAAUAGAGAAAAGUUGACAAGACUUUUCUUCUGGGUUCAGAAUAUUUUUCUAUUUUUCCUCUCCUUGGAGUUUUCUUUUUAAUUACAGCCUACCAAAAGUGCCUUUUUUUUGUGUUACUUUUUUCACACAUCUUGUUCUAUAUUCAUCCUCCAUAUUGCCACAGAUUAUUGCAUUUAACUUUACACAUAAUAACAGUCACAUUGCCAUAUUUUAGAGAAGGUACAUAGUAUAUUUGACUUUGCACGUGGAUGUUAAACUGCCACAUCACCAGCCUCCAUCAAAUUCACAGUUGACAAUCGUCUCCUUCCUCAAUCGUCUCCUUCCUGAACUUUAUUCUGCUUGGGGAGAGUUUACCAGCGUUAAAUCACUGAGAGUCAGGUUGUUCCAGACCAGCUGACUUUCUGCACUGCCUCCUCCCGACCUCUGUCGUUUCGCCGACCCGGAGCCGUCGCCAUGGUCAGUAUCCAGUCCAAAUGGCGCUACCUUUUCAUGUUUCUGGGCAUCCAGCUCGUGGUCAUGGCGCUGCUGUCCCGAGAGGGAUACCAGAAGAGGGUCUCUUACUUCAUCCGCAUCUUCCGCAAGCCUGACACCUUUGGCCUUUUUGGUCGCAACCACACAACAACUGGCAUCCCUGGAGGGGAUGUAUACGCCAACCUCUCCCACCUAUCCAGAGCUCAUAGCCAUGGAGAUGACAUGCCCCUGUGCCCUAAGAAGUCCCCUUAUGUAGGUGGGCCAAUCCAUGUCAGCUUUCCAUCAGGGCUCACUCUAGCAGAGGUUCAGAGAAAAAAUCCACUGGUGGUGCGCGGUGGACGGUACAGGCCGCCCGACUGUGAGGCGAGGCACCGAACUGCCAUCAUCAUUCCCCACAGACACAGAGAACACCACCUUAAGUUCCUGUUGUACUACCUACAUCCUUUCCUGCAGCGACAACAGCUUCAUUAUGGAAUUUACGUCAUUCACCAGGCUGGAAACUACACAUUUAACAGGGCCAAGCUGAUGAAUGUGGGUUUCCGGGAGGCCAUGAAAGAGGAAGAAUGGGACUGUCUCUUCUUCCAUGAUGUGGACCUCAUUCCAGAGGACGAUCGCAACACAUACAUGUGCGACUCCAACCCCAAGCACGCUGCCAUCGCCAUGGACAAGUUUGGCUACAAGCUUCCGUACAAGAUGUACUUUGGAGGAGUGUCAGCUCUGACGCCACUGCACUACCUCAAAAUGAACGGCUUUCCCAAUAACUACUGGGGCUGGGGUGGAGAGGACGACGAUAUUGGAGUCAGAGUGUCUCUGGCAGGGAUGUACAUCACUCGUCCAUCACUGAAGGUUGGCCGCUACAAGAUGAUUAAACAUAAGCUGGACAAAGGCAACGAUGUAAACCCAAAGAGGUUUAACAUGCUGGCCAAGACACGUCAGACCUGGAAGACGGAUGGAAUGAACACAGCUGAAUAUGAGACAAUCUCACUGCAAUACCUGCCCCUCUACACCAACAUCACUGUCAACAUCGGCACUGAGGAUGGUCUACAUGCACCUCCCCGAACACCACCUCCUACCAAAGCUGAAGGAAAACCUGCACCCGUUGGGAAAUUCUGGGCCGAUACCAAUAGAAAUAUAUCAAAGCACCUGCCGAAGUCCCAACAGAAGUCCCAGCAAAAGUCCCAGCAGAAGUCCCAGCCAAACCCCCUUGCCAAACUCAAAGAGGGCCACUCAGAGAAAUAGUCUAUCCUAAGAGACUACUAUAUGUUUUACUCUGCCAUAACUUCAGUGGGUGGGUUUUCACCUCAUUGGGUUUUCGUCAGUGUGUGGAGGAAUUAGUUUGUGGAGAAUCAACAUCAUACUUGUAUGUGAACAGUGGGGCACUGAUUUGGGUGAUCGAAACACCCGAUUUAUAAAAAAACAAA